Messenger RNA from Pseudozyma hubeiensis SY62, 1359 nucleotides. RefSeq lists its product as hypothetical. The record is from RefSeq and is a predicted model, not a curated record. The transcript has a single exon. Bases 1 to 1359 code for a protein of 452 amino acids. NCBI's taxonomy places the organism in Eukaryota, Fungi, Basidiomycota, Ustilaginomycetes, Ustilaginales, Ustilaginaceae.
AUGACGGAUCUCAGCACCUACCUCGUGCUCGGUGCGGUGCUCCUGCCCCCCAUCCUACGACAGGCGCAACGUCUCGCUGUAAACGCACGCACGUCUCGCAAUGCAAGCGCGACACAGCAUCCGGUACCAGGCUUUCUGUCAUACGCACGCUUGACUCCAUUCGCAUCUCCCUUCUCGUCUGCAGUCACACUUGUCGCUUUCCUCUUCUUGUUCAUCAGCUUCCAUAACCUCGUUCCGGCUCGCUAUGGCUUCGACAUCUUCAUCCCAGCCUCCGUCCUCCACCGUUUACGCUUUUCGACUCACGCUAAUGCAAACUUCGCGCCUCUCCACAUCGAGCUCUUCCGCGGCGGAUACAAGCCCGACCUCUUUCUAGCUUACAAGGCUCCUGUCACAAUACCCACAACCACCCUGCGCAAUCUCAUCAACACCACGCCAGACCUUCUGCCCAUCGGCUUCCUCUCCCAGUCCAGCCUCCUCGAGCUGCAAGCACUCGUGUCCAGGCUUUCGAGCUACGAAGCCAGGCGUAUGUACCUCCUCCUUGGAUCCCGUCCGCUCGUCGACUGCACCUUCUGUAAGUCGGCCAACGACUUCGCUUUGUAUGCCGUCCCCUUCCUUUUAUGGGCGUACGCCUGGCGUAUUCUCGGGAUCGGUCUGCUCACCACUCAUCCGGACGACUCGGUGGCGGUUGCUAUUCGACAAGCUGCUUCUCUGAUCAGGCUACCUCUCCGCUCUUCACCGCAACCUGCCGCGUCGGACGCAGGUGGGAGAAGCUUCCAAGCAGACCGGAGCGGGUGGCGCACAUCAUCACUCGUCGUACUCACGUCCAUGCUGGUCAUCGAGCUGCUCGUCAUCUUCGAGUUUGGCCAAGUCACCGCGGAGCCCUCCCGGCUCAAUCAUUGGCACACCAACCUGCAUAUUCUGCGUCAAAUCGUGGCUGCAGCCCUCGCCCUCGUCAUCUAUCUCUUCCCAGCCCCGGGGGUGCCCAACACUUUCCAGCAGAGCCUGAUCCAUCUCGAUUCGGCUCAAACCAACUUGCAAAACCUCAUGCACGUAUCGCAGCUCGUCGACGUGACCCGCACUGUGGUCUUGCAAGACGAUCAGCUGCUCGACGUGACGCGGCGCUGGAAGAAUAGCCAUCAGACGUCCGCCGUCGACAUCGGCCCAGAAAAAGCGGAUGAGAUCAUUCAAACUGCCAUGUCACACGGUGGAGAGGCUGCCACCAAUGCCAUGUCUCAGGCUCGCGCUGGGGUGCAAAGAGUCACCCGCUUCUGGUGGCGCAACGCCGAGCUUGUCAACCAACAGUUGGAUCAGCAACAAGCUCGUGCAACAUCCUCUUCUGACGAUCCACAGCCACCUUGA